GAUAGAGCCAGUCAAGAUUCAGCCCGAUUCGCAUCGUCUUCGUCCCAUCAUGGACAGUCCCGAACCCGAUACGCCCUUUGCGGCCGUCAGUGCCCAAACAACAAGAGCCGGAAUGACUUUUGGUCAAAUGCANNGCUCUAUCAAUCGUAUCUGGACAAGUCAACGCCGUACAAGACAUACCGCUGGAUUGGAACUGGUGUCGUCUUCUUGAUGUUCGCUCUGCGCAUCUUCUUUGCACAGGGCUGGUAUAUUGGUACGAACAUCUCGCCUGCCACAUCCAAGCACGAUCCCCUGACACUUUCCACUCACNNAGUCGCAUACUCGCUCGGCAUCUACCUCCUGAACCUCUUCCUCGCCUUCAUCUCGCCCAAGUUCGAUCCAGGUCUCGAGUCGGCCGAGGACAUGGAAGAGGGAAGCAGUGGAGAUCUCCCCACAAAGUCGACCGACGAGUUCAAGCCAUUCGUGCGCCGCCUCCCCGAAUUCAAGUUCUGGCACGCAGCCACACGCGCCAUUGUCAUUGGUUUCCUGUGUUCAUGGAGCGAGAUUUUCAACCUGCCCGUCUUCUGGCCUGUUUUGGUUGUUUACUGGUUGAUUCUCGUUGUCUUGACCAUGCGCCGCCAGAUUCAGCACAUGCUGAGUAAGGAUAUCCACAUCACAUAUGCUGGAAGAGAAGAGAAAGCUGACAGGCAAACCAACAGANNGUACAGAUAUGUCCCAUGGGACUUUGGCAAGAAGAAUUACGCCGCCAAGAACAGCAACUGA
Molecule: messenger RNA, 762 nt
Organism: Aureobasidium uvarum
Lineage: Eukaryota; Fungi; Ascomycota; Dothideomycetes; Dothideales; Saccotheciaceae
Source: the annotation of a GenBank genome assembly